GGCUCUCCCCCUCUCCUUCCCUCGGAGCCGAACGAUUUUGCAGGCGGUCCGGAGGAGCAGCCCUGCUGGCACCGAAAGGAGCCUAGGAAUGCUGCUGUUGCUGGGGUUGUCAAUGUGUUUUCGCCGCAUCAGAUGUGAGUAUCUGGGUUUUAGAGGGGAGCAGAAGUUCAGUGAAGAACCCGACGCUGAAGGGGCUGUUUGAGGAAACGGCUGCUGGGAGUGAAAAAUUUUGGUGGUUCCCUUCUGCGGAUCUGGGUGUUUCUUUGCCAGUCACUUUGCUGGCAGCAGCUCAGGGGUGCCAAGGGCCCGCGGUGGUGUUGUGGGGUCUGCAAUCACAGCCUGUCCCAAAAUGGGUAAUGCCUGGAAUUCCCCCGCUAAACCCAGGCCAAAAGGGCUCUGGGGUGGGUCAGCGAGAGGCCGGAGUGGCAGCAGUGCGGCUGAGCCCCAACCAACUCAUCCUGUGGAGGGCUGCGUGAAAGAGGCCGAAUCCAAAAGUUCCAUUGCUUUAAUUUGCUUAUCUGCUACGAACACUUCCCCUUCUGCUGCACAAACCCACAGCGCACUCAGAGCCACCCCCACAGCAUCACGGCAGCUCCUGACACACCGCAGCGCUGCCCGGCUCCCGCAGGAUCACAGAGAUGCCCACCCUGCUGCUCACUGCUCUCGUCCUCUGCCUCGCUGAGCCUGUCCUGCCCAACCAAGACACCGAAUACAUCCAGAGCUGCAUGCAUAACCUGUCAGAGGGGCUGAAACAGGGCAGCUCCCGGCACAACUGGGCCAGCAGGUUAACAGAGCUGGAGCGGGCGCUGGCCCACAGCACGCUUGGCAAAGAGGAAUACAGCUUCAAAACCAACAUCCUAGAGGCCUUUGUGUUCAAUAUCACGGCCGGCAGCUUCCGAGGGCUCAACGUUAGCAGCAACAUGCCAGUGCAGAGCAAAGGGCGGGCGUCAGCAUGGCUCAGGGGCAGCAUCAACUUCCCAGUGGAACUGAUGGAGGGCAUGGGGGCACAGGAGGAGCAGAAGCUCAUCUGUAUCCACAUCCACAGUGCCAGCUUGUUCCUGGAUGAGCACAACAGCUCUGUGCUGAACGACCACAUCCUGGGGGCCUUCCUGCACAACAGGCGGGUGGGCUGGCUGCGGCGCCCCGUGGAGAUCCGCUUUGGGCACAACGAGCAGCUGGACAGCUCCAAUGCUACCUGUGUCUUCUGGCAGCCCGCAGGCACGGGCAGUGCUGGCACAUGGAGCAGGGAGGGCUGCGAGACACAGCACCAGAAGGGCACCGUGCGCUGCCUCUGCAACCACCUCACCUACUUUGCUGUGCUGCUGAUCCAGGCACACAACCUGAGCGAGUCCGAGCUGCAAUCUCUCACCUACAUCAGCACCGUGGGCUGCUCCAUUUCGGCCACUGCUGCCUUCUGCACACUGCUGCUCUGCUGUGUCUUCAGAUGCCGGCCGCGGGACGACACGACCAGGAUCCACAUGAACCUGCUGGCUGCACUGCUCCUGCUCAAUACCAGCUUCUUGCUGAGCGAGCCGCUGGCUGCGGGCACCAUGGAGGGCUGCCAGGCUGCGGCCGCCCUCCUGCAUGGCAGCCUCCUGUGUGCCCUGGGCUGGAUGUGGGCUGAGGGCUUCCACCUCUACCUCCUCCUCAUCAAGGUCUACAACAUCUACGUGCGGCACUACCUCCUCAAGCUCUGCCUCUGCACCUGGGGUCUGCCCACGCUGGCCGUGCUGGCUGUUCUCAUCUUCAAGAGAGAAAUCUAUGGGCACCACAUCAUCAGCACUGCUGACGGUUACAAGAACAUGACCAUGUGCUGGCUCACCAGCCCGCCCGCCCACUACAUGACCCUGUGCUAUGCUGGCCUCAUCCUGCUGUUCAACGUGCUGGUGCUGGUGGCCGUGGUGGUGGUGCUGUGGAAGACACGGCAGCAGCAGCGGAGGGCGAGGAGGGACUGGGUGACGGUGCUGGGGCUCACCUGCCUGCUGGGCACCACCUGGGGCACGGCCUUCUGUGCCUUUGGAGUGCUCCUCGUGCCCCAGCUCUACCUCUUCACCGUCCUCAACUCCCUGCAAGGUGUGUUCCUCUGCCUUUGGUACCUCAGCACGCAUCGCAGCAAGCGCAGCACAUCCGACUGCAGUGCCUCCAGAUAGCGGGGCUGCGGGAUUGGCCUCGGUAUUUAGCGUUAAUUAAAGUGGCGUCCGGUGAUGGAGGCGGCGAGGAGCCGCCAGAGGGCACCAGGGCAAUGGGCUGCAGUGUGGUACAUGGGAAACGGGUUUUCCUCCCAUACAAAAGCAAACGCGGAACAGAGCUCCAUGGUACGAACAAGACUUUUGAUGGAAUCAUAGCCGCUGUAGGAUCGCCGAAUCCAACCGCUGACCCACCCCCUAACCCCGUCCCUAAAUAGAAUCGCAGAAUCAUGAAGGGUGGAAGAGACCUCUAAGUCCGGCGCCACCCCAUCACCCUUAGGGGGGUUCCAGCAGCCCAGCCUGCAGCAGGCACACAGCGAGGAGAAACUGUGGGGGCAGGAAACGUGGCUGCAGAUGGUGAUGGCAAAGCGGCAGCCCGAAUCGGCCCCACUUUGCCUCUCUGCACCCAGGACUUUGGAGCCAGGUUGUGGGGACAGGUAUCACAUUGCGGGGUCCUCCCCAUGCAGGGCACGGUGGCACAGCUCCAGCUCUUCCCAUACCACUCCUCUGAGUGUUUUUCCCUUUCUGGCUGCUUUGUGGGACCUAUUUCUGGGAACAGAGCAAAGGAAGCCGCUCGCCCUUGUGCUUUGUUCUGCGCACAAAGGAAAUUCGCUGCUGAGUUUCCACCCGUCCCGCUCACA
Messenger RNA from Centrocercus urophasianus (Greater sage-grouse), 2827 nucleotides. RefSeq names its product adhesion G protein-coupled receptor G5 (gene ADGRG5). The transcript is spliced from 12 exons. Gene Ontology annotation, molecular function: G protein-coupled receptor activity. The record is from RefSeq and is a predicted model, not a curated record. Bases 639 to 2150 code for a protein of 503 amino acids. Gene Ontology annotation, cellular component: membrane. Gene Ontology annotation, biological process: cell surface receptor signaling pathway; adenylate cyclase-activating G protein-coupled receptor signaling pathway. NCBI's taxonomy places the organism in Eukaryota, Metazoa, Chordata, Aves, Galliformes, Phasianidae.